GAGUUGUGCUUUCACACCAGGCUUGAGGCAGAAAUGCACUUGACUGUAUCUUGUCUGCUUGAGACAAAAAUAACUAUCUAGCAGACUAUAUCUAUACCAUGGUAUCAAUAAUAUACCAUCAAUCAAUAAUUAAUGAGAAGAAUUAAUGAAUAACUAAACUCAAAACAAGGCAGUAAGACAAAAUCCAACUGCCAACAAACCCCCCUAUCAGCCAUCUAAGAGUGAACCAGACCGAGCAAAGAAGAAAAAGGGAUAUUUUUAAAAAGAUGAGAAAUCUAGAAAGAAAGAGAAUCUCCAAGAAGGCAUUAAUGCAACAGUAUGGAUGCCACCUGCCACAAAACACGACUGCCAGCCAACCAACACAGCCUAAAUUAUAUAAAUCUGUGAUUGAGGAUGUGAUCAACGACGUACGAGAGCUGUUCCUGGAUGAGGGAGUGGAUGAACAAGUGCUGCUGGAGCUGAAAACGCUAUGGGAGAACAAGCUGUUGCAGUCGAAGGCGGUGGAUGGUUUCCACACCGAGGAGCAAGCAGCUUUGCAGGCUGCUCAGCAGCAGCAACAGCAGCAGCAGCAGGUGCAGCAAGUGCAGCAGGUGCAGCAAGUCACUCAGCCGGCGCAGGCUCAGCAGGUCAUCCUGCCCCCACAGCAGCAGCAAGCCCCGCAACAGCAAGUCAUUGUUCAGGAUUCUAAGAUUCUGCAACACAUGAGUGCAACGGGGAUGUUCUUCUCCUCAGAGCAGGCUAACUGGUCCAAUAACAGGCAGAAAGGAAGAGAAGGCAGGAGAGUGAAGAGUGCAGCAGCUACCGCAGCAACACUUGCUCUGCCCACAGGGGUCACACCGUACCAACAGCUCAUCACCAGCCAAGGUCAGAUUUUGCAGGUUCUCCGUGGCCCCAAUGGAACUCAGUACAUUAUCCAGCAACCACAGCAGCCAAUUCUGCUGCAGCAGCAGAUGCAGCCUGGAGGUGUGCAGGCACCCGUCAUACAACAGGUGCUGGCUCCUCUGCAGGGAGCCCUGCCCCAGCAAACAGGAGUCAUCAUUCAGCCGCAGCAGAUUGUCCUGGCUUCCAACAAACUUCAAGGCAAUACACAGGUGAUGCAGGCAGCGACUACGGCGCAGCAGCCUGGUCAGGCGACAACGACGGCAGCUCUGGUCCAGCAGGUACAUCAGGUACAGGGUGCCGCUCCACCACAGGCCCAUCAGCAGCAGGCCCAGGUUCAGAACAAGGCCCAGGCUCAACCUCAGGCACAGCAGCCCCCGCUGAUGCUGCAGGUAGACGGGGCCGGAGACACCUCAUCAGAUGACGACGAGGAUGAGGAGGAGUAUGAUGAGGAUGAAGAGGAGGAGAAGGACAAGGAUGCGGAGGACGGGCAGGUGGAGGAGGAGCCACUGAACAGCGGCGACGAUGUGAGUGAUGAAGAGGACCAGGAGCUGUUUGAUACAGAGAAUGUAGUAGUGUGCCAAUAUGACAAGAUUCACAGAAGUAAGAACAAAUGGAAAUUCUAUCUGAAAGAUGGAAUCAUGAACCUGAAUGGGAGAGACUAUGUCUUCUCCAAAGCCAUCGGUGAUGCUGAGUGGUGAAUUAGAAAAAAGCAAAAUCAGGAGCGGGAACUCUGAAACUCCUCCUAUGUUAGCAGACUCUUCAGUAUCCUUCCAUAUCCUGUAACUGGAAUCUUUCAGGAAAAUCUCUUUGGAGUCUUUGAGAACUCUGACAAGCCUAAAGGACUGUGAGGGUACUGUAAAAUUGACAUGUCCAACGAGAAACUUACAGGGAAGGAAAAGCCUGUGAGCUAAGCAUCAUUUCACCUUUUGUUUUGUCUCGUCCUCCUUUUGAAUUCACAUUCACAUGGUACGGGUGUAGUGGACCAGGGCGACGUGACUUGCCCUGAUGCAGGGGGUCAUAGGUCAUUCAAAAAUGCCCCAUACAUGAGAAUCACCUUCAAAAUGCACUGUAGUUGGUUGACUGGACUGACUCCUGUUUGCUUUUAAGCAUAAACGUAGUGCCACCAGUCGGGAUUUCUGCCUUUAGUUUGACCAGAAUCUAAAUUGUGGCUUAUUUUUGUUCCUAGAUGGUAAUUCAGUGUGAUGGCGCUCCAGAGUGUUUUUAUGUAAUUAACAGUUUGCUAUUGUUUUAAACAUUUUUUUUAAGAUAUGGAUAUAAAUAUAUAUAUAUAUUUUAAGCGUUCAAACAAUGGGUGUGAAGUUGUGUUGCUCUCCGAAUAAGUCAAGCUAAAUCUGAAAAGCAGUUAUCUUCUGUCGUUCGUCUCUCUGGAGCUUCAUUCCACCUUCUUUUUUGGAACUUGGACGAAUUGAAACAAGAACAGAUCCGACAUCUAUGAACUGUACAAAGCGUCUGAACGUUUGUCCUGUUGUUUGCUCUUGUUUUAGUUUUCCUGUAGUCAGCUGGAAAUUUUGCCCUGUCAGGUAAUCGGUGUGUUUGUUAGUCAGUGACCACGGCGUGCUCUGUCCUCCCCAAUUUUCACAGGAAGUCAGUCAGUGAUUGACUGCGUAGGCAUGUGGUGCAUGUUGAUGUGUGUGUGUGCGUGUGUCUUCACUGCAGUCUUUUUUUCUUCACCGGCUGCAUAACCCCGACGCCACCUUUCACAUUGUACAAUGGAGGGGAAAAGUUGACAUCUCCCCUGUUCAAUUGUUAGUUUUCCACGUAUUCCUAAAAGUUCUUUGUUUUCGAGAGAAGGUCGGAAAGCCGUACCAAACUGUGCUCUUAAAAAAAAAGUGUUCCUUUUUUUCUGUUGACUGAGCAACGCUCCACAGCGCUGCGUUCCAAUUUUUCAUCCAUAAGUUCUCCUGGGAUUUUAUGUUAUUUGUGAUUUUUGUUUUUCUUUUUUAAAAGAAAAACCCAAGAAUAUUUUCUAUCAAUGUGCGUUUAACUCGGGGCCUGUGUGUCACUGCAGCUUGUUUUUAGUGGCCCCUAUUGCAGAAAUUUGAAAUAAAGUAUGUUUUUUUGAA
Cynoglossus semilaevis (tongue sole) is the source of this 2966-nucleotide messenger RNA. RefSeq names its product general transcription factor IIA, 1 (gene gtf2a1). The record is from RefSeq and is a predicted model, not a curated record. Gene Ontology annotation, cellular component: transcription factor TFIIA complex. The transcript has 11 exons. Gene Ontology annotation, biological process: transcription by RNA polymerase II; transcription initiation at RNA polymerase II promoter. Bases 267 to 1580 code for a protein of 437 amino acids. NCBI's taxonomy places the organism in Eukaryota, Metazoa, Chordata, Actinopteri, Pleuronectiformes, Cynoglossidae.